This is a messenger RNA of Hibiscus syriacus, 1239 nucleotides long. Its product is annotated as UDP-N-acetylglucosamine transporter ROCK1-like. Bases 129 to 1112 code for a protein of 327 amino acids. Lineage: Eukaryota; Viridiplantae; Streptophyta; Magnoliopsida; Malvales; Malvaceae. Gene Ontology annotation, cellular component: Golgi membrane. The record is from RefSeq and is a predicted model, not a curated record. The transcript is spliced from 7 exons. Gene Ontology annotation, molecular function: pyrimidine nucleotide-sugar transmembrane transporter activity. Gene Ontology annotation, biological process: pyrimidine nucleotide-sugar transmembrane transport.
GGGAAGAAAAAGAGCACACUCUGAUCUAAUCCCUGUCAUCCGCCAAAAGAACCAUCAGACUAGUAAGUGGAGGAUCGAUUUUGCAACGCUGCAGAAGAGAUCUUGCUUCUUCGUGAAGGUCGCCAAUAAUGGCGGCGCCAAAGCCAAAAGCAUCUACUCCGGUUCCAGGCAAAAUGAGUUCACGCGUUUGGUUUUACUCCAUUUUGCUCACUCUUCAAUACGGCGCACAACCUCUCAUCUCCAAGCGCUUCAUCAGUCGGGAAGUAAUUGUAACUUCAUCAGUCUUGACAUGUGAGGUAGCCAAGGUUGUAUGUGCCAUUAUGCUCAUGGUGAAAGAUGGUAGCUUAAAGAAACUGGCAAAGGAAUGGACUUUGAUUGGUUCACUUAUUGCAUCAGGUCUUCCUGCAGCGAUUUAUGCUCUUCAAAACAGCUUGUUGCAGAUAUCUUACAGGAAUCUGGAUUCACUUACUUUCACAAUGCUGAACCAGACAAAAAUAAUUUUUACUGCCUUAUUUACAUUUAUCAUACUGAGGCAGAGGCAGUCAAUUCACCAAAUUGGGGCUCUGUUUUUGUUGAUAAUGGCAGCUCUUCUUCUAAGCAUUGGUGAAGGUUCUAGCAAAGCUUCUAGCAGUGGUGACCCCGAGCAAAUUCUAUUUUACGGAAUUGUCCCCGUUUUAGUUGGUUCUGUACUUUCCGGUCUGGCUUCUUCAUUGUGUCAAUGGGCUUCUCAGGUCAAGAAACACUCAUCAUACUUGAUGACUAUAGAAAUGUCUACUGUCGGAAGCUUGUGCUUACUGGCUAGUAUCUCCAAGUCUCCAGAUGGAGAAGCGAUUAGACGCCAUGGAUUCUUUUAUGGUUGGACUCCACUGACUUUGGUUCCGGUUGUAGCCAAUGCUCUUGGCGGGAUUCUUGUUGGCCUUAUCACCAGCCUUGCAGGUGGUGUAACAAAGGGGUUUGUCGUUGUUUCAGCACUUCUUGUAACGGCGAUGCUGCAGUUCCUGUUUGAAGGAAAACCACCAUCGACGUAUAGUCUCGUGGCUCUUCCACUUGUCAUCAGUAGCAUUUCAAUAUACCAGAAAUAUCCAUACCGAGUCAAAAAGAAGGAAGCCUAAUAACACCUGUAGGCAGGUAAGGGGAUUUCUCAGAUUGACCCCAAUUAUUAUAGUUUCCAGUUGUUUUUCCCAAGUUUUAAUGGGAGGGUUAAAAUGAAUUUUAAGAUGCAUGCAAAUGAAGAAUCCA